Lasiosphaeria miniovina is the source of this 886-nucleotide messenger RNA. RefSeq lists its product as uncharacterized. The record is from RefSeq and is a predicted model, not a curated record. Bases 338 to 886 code for a protein of 182 amino acids. The transcript has 4 exons. Lineage: Eukaryota; Fungi; Ascomycota; Sordariomycetes; Sordariales; Lasiosphaeriaceae.
GCACUUCAGGUUGCAAACACGUUGGCCCGCUUCUUCAUCCGCCGAAUAGUGUCCGCCGAAUAGUGCCGAUUGUUGCACGCGAGACAAGACAGCCGUGUUUACUUGGUCACGCCUGCCUCUGCAGGCUUCGUCUGUUGUGCUGCGAGAAAACACGUGCCAGCCUCGGAUUUCGUCUGAUCUUUUUUUUCUCGGCCGUGUCACUCUUGUCGAGUUGUGUCACUUGGCCGCAGACCUUAAUUCACGGCCUUUGCGGCUCGGCUCCAUUUUCGCCUCUCGCAACCUAGCAGUCCACCGUCGUUUCUCGUCGUAGGAACCAUCGCCAACAACGCCGUUCAAGAUGAUGAACGCGCGGCUCGCCAGAGUCCUGCUGGAUCUUUUCGUGUUUGGCAGCUGCGCCGUCGCCGUCGCCGUCGCCGUCGCCGUCGCCAGCUCUAGCUCUAGCUCGCGAAACGAAAUCGCGACCAACGACGUCCUCGAAAAGCGCUCGGGAGGCCUCUUCUGCGGCGUCUUCAACACGGCCGACAAGCACAAUAUCAUGGAGAACCUCUACUGGAUGCGCAACAACCUCGGCAAGUGCACUACCCCGGCGCGGACCUGUCGGCGGUUCUCAUGCAUCAACACCAGCGGCGUAUACGUGUGCAACGACCGCGACCAGGACCUCACCAUCGACUGCGGCGUGGAAGCGCCAGGUCUCGCCGACACACCCGCCGUGCAGUGCUGUACUGCCGCCCACAGCGGCAUCUCGGGCCAGCAGUUUAGCGAUGACGGCACGUGGAACGUGAUCAUUGCUUUCGCGGACUGCAACCACGACUGGGACGCUGAUCGGCCUUCCAUGGGCCCGCCGGACGAUAUCUGGGGCCCCAACGGCGCGUGUCUCUGCUGCUGA